This is a messenger RNA of Aspergillus ibericus CBS 121593, 2268 nucleotides long. RefSeq lists its product as uncharacterized. Gene Ontology annotation, molecular function: transcription cis-regulatory region binding; zinc ion binding; DNA-binding transcription factor activity, RNA polymerase II-specific. Lineage: Eukaryota; Fungi; Ascomycota; Eurotiomycetes; Eurotiales; Aspergillaceae. The coding region runs from base 1 to 2268 and encodes 755 amino acids. The transcript is spliced from 6 exons. The record is from RefSeq and is a predicted model, not a curated record. Gene Ontology annotation, cellular component: nucleus. Gene Ontology annotation, biological process: positive regulation of transcription by RNA polymerase II.
AUGCGAUCCCGCACAGGCUGCUUAACGUGUCGCACUCGGAAACUCAAAUGUGACGAGCAGAAACCGGAGUGCUCUCAGUGUCGCAAAGGUGCCAGAGAGUGUCGUCCCAGCGAGGGCAUUGUCUUUCGCCAUCAGCAAAAUGCGUCGAUGAAUAAAGAUCUGAGCGAUACCCCCACCGGACGUGGCAGUCUGAAGGGGUUUUACUCCUAUAAGAAUACCUUUGAUGAAGACAGUGUCUGGCUCGACAUCCCCAAACAUGUCAUCUUCGUCGAUAACUCAGAUCCGUAUGCAGAAGAUCUUGAAGCCGCCCUAGGAGAGUCUGAAGCCGCCCUUCUUGCCGCCAAUUCCCACACCCGAGCGUGGAGCGCCCAGCGUACGUUGUCCGCAGACGGCGAAACUCAUCGCUUGGAAACUCUUUCGACCGUGGCAACUCACAACCGCCUUUCUUACCCUGCAUUGAGCAUUGAUCAACAGUCCAUCCCGCCGACAGAUACCGGCACACCUUUCAGUAAUAUCCACACCACAGCAUCUUCAGGUCCUUCUCCCACUCACGUGCGCGGCGUCAACGCACCUCUGGUAUCUCCUCCUCUUUCGAUAACCUCCAACAAUAACAAUAAUAAUAAUAUCAACUUCCUUCUUAAUCCUUCACAAUCUCGGUCACCGCCUGUUGAUCCCAAAAUUCAGCAUGUCCCAGAGCGUAGGAGCUCCUCAUUGACCUCCAGAGCAGUAGUGCCGCGAGCCACGUCUACUGAUUCGAAGCCGGAGGUGCCUGCAGAAACAGAUUAUGAGAUUGCGUAUCUUCUGAGACAUUUCUCAGAAGUACCAGGGCUUUGGAUGGAUCUCUUCGAUCUAGGGACCUAUUUCGCAUCGUCCGUCCCGGUCAGGGCGCUCCAGAAUCCCUUGUUGAAGUACGCCGCAUGUGCGUACGCUGCGAAACAGCUGGGUCGCGUGAAAGGGGCAAAGGUGUCCACUGGUGGUAUUCAUACAAGACAACUUGCACACAACGUAGAUUGGUCUUGGUCUGGUGCCAAGUACUAUGAAAAGGCCAUCCAACUCUUGAUGAAAGAAUUGCAGCCUGAUAAAGGGCCUCCGCCGCUGAGUACCCCCGAGGCAUUUGGCCAGUGGCAGGCUGCGGAAUUGUGCGAAGACCACGAUAAUCCCCGAAAGCGAAGAAGACGUUACUCUGAUAGUCGGUUUUCCAAGGGGACUCAUUCUGAUGAAAUACUUGCUGCAACAGCCAUACUGUCUGUAUAUGAGUUCUUGGAUGCCACAGGUCCGGCAUGGAAUCGACAUCUGAGCGGUGUAAAGUCUUUAUUGGAUGUUGCCGAGGUGGGAAUGAUGCCGGUCGAACAACGCCAUUCUCCUGGGGGAACUGCAUUGCAACAGCCGAAGUUAUCGGGGCUCUCGAAGGCGAGGAAAGCGACGUUUUGGAACUUUGCGCGUCAAGAUUACCUGGCUGCCUUCAUCAAUGAGAGUCAAACAAGAUUAAAUACCGAUGAUCUGGUGUUAUGGACCGAGGCUGGUCUUCAGAUUGACAGCAUGGGGUUCAUACGCUCCACAGGUUAUCCUGAUGAAGAGCCCAUCAAGGAAGACCUCGUUUCCAACACACUCGUCUGGAUUCUCUCGAAGAUCGUGAACUUCAUCAGCGCCGGAGAUAACAUCCAGCUGAACCAUCCCGGUUCGAUGGAUCCGGGCCCUCUGGGCCUUUCACAGCAGGUUUUGCUGGAGCGAUGGCACCGCCUGGAGGCUGAGCUUGAUGCUUGGUAUAAUUGUCUGCCUGAGACGUUCCAGCCCUGUGGUCGGGUUAAACUGUCCAAUUUGCCACAAAAUAAGAACAGCGACAAGUUUGAAGGUGGCACGCUGUCUGAAAUAUGGUAUAGCAUACCAAUGUGCUCCUCGGCGAUGCAGCAUUAUCAUAUGGCUCGUAUCCUCCUUCUUAUAAAUAAGCCGCACGCGUCGACCAGCAGACGGAGCACCAUCACUGAUAGACUCAAUUCAUAUCGCUCGAUCGAGAGUGACAUCCGGUUCCAUAGUCGUGAGAUUGUUGGCAUUGCCCUGGCCUGUCCGAAUGGCUCGGUCCGGAUCAACUCUCUCCAACCGCUGUUUGUCAGUGGCCAGUGUCUGACGGAGCCUGGAGAACGACGGGCAGUUCUGCAGUUGCUGCAAGGAAUAGAAGCCGAUCUUGGCUGGGCAACUGAGUACCGCGUAAAUCAAUUGCUCCGAGAAUGGGGCUGGGAUGAGAAUUCGGUGGACCCGAGCGUUCCGUGA